Messenger RNA from Hippoglossus stenolepis (Pacific halibut), 1364 nucleotides. RefSeq names its product EBP like (gene ebpl). Gene Ontology annotation, cellular component: endoplasmic reticulum; membrane. Gene Ontology annotation, biological process: sterol metabolic process. Bases 565 to 1185 code for a protein of 206 amino acids. Gene Ontology annotation, molecular function: cholestenol delta-isomerase activity. The transcript is spliced from 4 exons. Lineage: Eukaryota; Metazoa; Chordata; Actinopteri; Pleuronectiformes; Pleuronectidae. The record is from RefSeq and is a predicted model, not a curated record.
ACCUGUGGAACUGUUACAGGUGUGAACCUUAGCUGAACUCUGAAUAAAAGCAAUAAAAAACUUUGUUGUUUAUUGUUUUCAAUCCACUUUGUUUUUCACAGACGUUUAACUUGAAGCUGCAGUGGAGCUUUAACUAAAUUUAAAAAAUACAUUUCCUAAUUAAAUAUGAACAGUUACUGUGAACAAUUUUACAAUAUGAAAAUUCUUUAACUUAUUUCCACUUUUUUUUAUUUUCAUGAUUCUACUGAAACUCUACUGGUGACCUCUGACGUGUGUGGGCGGGGUCAGGCAGUGGGGUGGUCUCUUUCAAGGCCAAUGGAAGGGUUCAUUGGGCGGGACUUUAAGCAAACAGACCAAUAGAUAGAGCGAGGGAUGGAGUCUGGGAUGUCACUCCACAUUGACACAGUUCAGUCCUGAGAGAUUAGCAGAGAACAAGUACUGAGUAUAGUAAUACUACAUGUGUUCAUACGACAGAGUAGUAACACUUAUGUGUUGAUACUACUGUGUGGACUGAGUGUAGUAUUACUGCGUAUAGAGUACUGCAACCUCCUCCUCAUCCUGCAGAUGGACUCAUCAGCGCCCCCUGGACUCUCUCUGGUCGCCGUCCUGUCUCUGUUAGCAUGUAGCAUCCAGGUGCUAACUGCCAUCCUGCUAACACACAGGUAUGGUGGGCGGAGCUCUGUGACGGACAAGUGGAUCCUAUUGUGGCUCUUCUAUGAUGUUAUUGUCCACCUGACGCUGGAGGGUCCGUUUGUUUACAUGUCUUUGGUUGGGACGGUGCAGUCGUCUGAAGGUCCUUUGGCUGAACUAUGGAGGGAGUACAGUAAAGCUGACAGUCGUUGGUUAGUUUUUGAUCCAACAAUCGUUUCCAUCGAGAUUCUGACGGUCGUCCUGGACUCUGUACUCGGAGUACUUCUCAUCUAUGCAAUACUGAACGACCAGUACUACAGACACUUCCUGCAGAUCACUCUGAGCGUGUGCGAGCUGUACGGCGGCUGGAUGACCUUCUGUCCUGAUUGGCUGAUGGGCAGUCCCCACCUGGACACGUCCAGCUGGCUCCACCUGUGGGUCUACCUGGUCUUCUUUAACGGACUCUGGGUUAUGGUCCCCGUCCUGCUGCUGAUCCAGUCCUGGUUUUCUCUGAGGAGUCUGCACGCCAUCGACCACGCACACAAGAGGAAGUGACAAGUGUUUGAAAAAUGGGUUUACGUCAACAUUUAAAGUUCAUUCCACGUUUCCACGAUCAAUAAUGAAUACAUCUGAUUGAAAACCUGAUGAUUGAUCAGUGAAUUACUUGUAGAUUACGUUGUCUACUGUUGAUCUUUAUUGAUUCUUUUUUUUCAAAAUAAAACAACAGAGUGAAA